Symsagittifera roscoffensis is the source of this 1780-nucleotide messenger RNA. RefSeq names its product protein phosphatase 1 regulatory subunit 12A-like. Gene Ontology annotation, biological process: phospholipid biosynthetic process. The transcript is spliced from 8 exons. The coding region runs from base 231 to 1670 and encodes 479 amino acids. Gene Ontology annotation, molecular function: protein binding; phosphotransferase activity, for other substituted phosphate groups. Gene Ontology annotation, cellular component: membrane. The record is from RefSeq and is a predicted model, not a curated record. NCBI's taxonomy places the organism in Eukaryota, Metazoa, Xenacoelomorpha, Acoela, Convolutidae.
AUUAAGUAGAUUCAGUUUUGCUUAAAAUGACGACCAUAUUUGAUGUUGUUUCGUCACUAUGAUUACAUAAUAUUGCGUUUGUUGACCGCCAAAAUGAAGGUGAUUAAACCCAAGGUUAGUUAGUAUUGCAAACAACUAGCAGUCGUUAAGUUGAGCUCAGAAUGCGUUAAAAUUAACCAGAAAGGUAGAGUUCAAAAUUUCUGGAGGCUUGAGAGAAUUAUCUUGCAACGAUGUUGUUGAGUGAGUUCAGAGUUACUCGUGAGCAGUUAGACGGAUUGAAGAAAUACAAGUAUUCAUCAUCGACCAGUUCUCUAAUUGAUAACAAUUUCCUGCUGCCGGGAUUUUGGAAUUUGAUCCAGAAAAGGCUCCCGAGAAAUUUAUCCCCUAAUUUGAUCACACUUGCUGGUUUCCUAGUGAAUGCACUUGGCUUUGCCCCUCUCGUGCUCUACUCCUUCGAUCUCUCCGACCCUCGACCUCUCUCCCUCCUCCUGCUAGCUGUAUCAUGUGGAUUCUUCUACAACACCUGCGACAACCUAGACGGUAUGCAUGCGCGUGCGCUUGGAGUGGGUAGUGUGGUUGGGGAGUUGUUCGACCAUGGACUGGAUAGUAUGGCCAAUGUGUUCCAGUUGUUUCCUGUCGUCAUGGCCCUGGAGAUGAUCAAACUGGAUUUCUACUUCAUUCUGGCAUUAUUUCUGCUCACGGACUCCUAUAGUUUGCUCUUCUUCUCCCGCAAACUGGCAGUUGGCACUAUCCAGUUCCAAAUGGUGGAUACUACUGAGAUCCAGUACACCUCAUUCCUAGGAGUGGCUAUCACUUUAUUGCUGGGUUACAACUUCUGGGACAUCAAUCUUCCUAUUCCAGCGGCGGCUAUGUACGGACAGGACAGAAUAGCGGAUGUGUUGGUGAGGAAUGGGGCGGAGUGCAACUACUGCAGCAACUCAGACCAACACACAGCCCUCCACUGGGCCAGCUACAGGGGCCACCCCAGUGUGGUGGAGAUACUACUCGCAUCAAAUGCAGAUGUGGAUCAGCAAGACAAAGAUGGCAACACAGCCCUGAUGUUUGCCAGUUCCAAAGGGUUCCAGCACAUUGUUCGUAUUCUUCUCGAGUACAAGGCAGACACGAGGAUCAGAAACAAACUGAAUGAAACUGCAAUUCACGUCGCAUGUCUCGGUUGUGACAGUGCAGUUAUUGUGAAAUUCCUGGUCAAGUUCGGAUCGUAUGUGAAUCAGCCGGGGAGACACGGGUGGACGCCAUUGCACUACUGCGCCGAGUACGAGCGGGUGCAGUCGUGUCGGGUACUGCUCGAGGCAAGAGCCGAUCCCACUCUGGUGGACAGCAUAAAGGACACCCCAUUAGACAUAGUAGAAGACAAAGAAACAUGCGGGGAGGAGAUCCGAUCUCUACUGAGUGAAGCCACUCACUCAUGGAAUGCCAGAGCAGAAGAGGAGUCUAAAUCCAACACACCCACACCCCGAAAGGUCACCCCGGCUGCGAAUUCCCCGGCCGCCCCUUCCCCGACGGCUACUGUAGCACCAGAAAUUGAAACUGGGUCAAUUGAAGAGGAUGAAAAAGAAGGCAUCUUACAUGAGUCACAGAAUGAUCACAACGAUGACGAUGAUGGCGAUGAUGAUGAGCAUGAGUCGACUUUAGACAAACCAACAAUCUAAACUUAUCGAGAACUGGUUAUCCGAUAAAUAUUUUUUGACGAAGAGUUGAAUAAAGCAAUUAAGUUGAAAAUACAAUUUCGAUGGAUAGAUGCAUAUCACUUAUAUGUAGA